CUGUGCAAAGCACGUCGAGUUCCAAUCAUGAAUAUCUCGGCACUGCUUUACUUCUUUCAUGCUCUAUGGGCAGCUCCUGGGUUUGUCCUUUCGCGGAGAAUUGGUUCAUACAAUACUUCACGGUUUGAAGUACAUACCUUGCCGAGCGUUUCGGACCUGCCACCUAGCUGGGCUGGUCGCCUUCCGGUUCCAGGGACAGAGGCUGGAAAUCAGAUUUUUUUCUGGCUAUUCCAGUCAGAGCAGUCAGCAUAUGACGACAACUUGAUCAUUUGGUUCAAUGGCGGCCCUGGUUGCUCAUCCUUGAUAGGUCUAACGACUGGUAAUGGACCCAUUUCAUUUGAUGGCAAUUCAGCUCAAUUCAUUCGCAAUCCGCACUCGUGGACAAAGCUGGGCAAUGUACUUUACGUUGAUCAGCCCGUCGGCACUGGCUUCUCCACGGCCAGCUUCCCCUACCCGGUUAAGAACAAUCGCCGGGUGACGACGGACUUUACGCAGUGGCUGCGUGGCUUCUUCAAUUACUUCCCACACCUGCAGUCAAAGCAGAUCCAUCUAAUGGGAGAGUCAUAUGCAGGCAUCUACAUACCCUAUUUUGCAUCGGAGCUUCUCGAGGGCAACCAUUCCGUACCUCUCAACGUGCGUUCGAUGUCUCUCGGUGAUGGAUCUUGGGGAAAUGGAGCAGCCAUGGCGACCGUUGGAAUGGGCAAAUAUCUCAGGUCCCAGCUGGGUCUCCUCCAAAUUCCUGAAGACGUGCUAUCUGUCUUCGACGAAGCAGAUAGAACCUGUGGCUUCAAUGACGUGCUAGCAAAAUCCGACAUAUACCCUCCCCAAGCUAAAAUCCACAUCCCCGGAAACCCAGAGUACUUCAACCUCCGACGUCGAGGCCUAACAAGUGCCGCCAACGCUGCAUGCAACAUCUCACCCACAUCCCCAGAAGAAGUCCGCACCUCAAUCUUCAACUCAACCUGCUACGGCCCCUGCGCCGCCUUCUCUACAGCAAGUGACUACCUAACAAGUGUCUCUACCAACCGCAAAACCCGCGGCUGCUUCGACAUUUACGACAUCUCCCACGACUGCAGCGCCGUUUCAAAGCUCCCACUAAUAGCAGAGUAUUUCGGUCGCGCAGACGUACAGACUGUACUCCAUGUCGAGAACAGCGGACUCUACAGCGCCUGUAACUCCACAAUCCUGGGUACACUUCUUUCAGCGCCCUCCCCCGUGCCGCCGGAGUACUUCAUCCUCCCAUCUCUGGUUACGAAGCACAAUAUCUCGCUCCAUAUCUAUUCGGGCGAGUGGGAUAUGUUGAUCAACCACAUUGGUGCGGAACUCUCGUUGCAGAAUAUGACGUGGCGCGGGGCGCAAGGCUUCACGCAGAAGCCAAAAAGGCCAUUCUUUGCUGAUGAUGCUGCGCCAUCGGCAACCAAGCAGCUCCUGUUUGAGCAUACGCCGGUGGCUACUACGCUCUCGACUGCCACUCAGACUGCUGCUGUUGCGGGUACCUGGGCUAUGGAGCGUGGUGUGUCGUAUCAUUUAUUCCGUGGGGCUGGUCAUAGUGUCUUUGUGAAUAAGCCACGCGAGAUGUUUUCCUUCGUGAGGGAUGUGGUUGUUCCGAGGGCUCACUGA
This is a messenger RNA of Penicillium robsamsonii, 1620 nucleotides long. RefSeq names its product putative serine carboxypeptidase (gene cp9). Gene Ontology annotation, cellular component: trans-Golgi network. Lineage: Eukaryota; Fungi; Ascomycota; Eurotiomycetes; Eurotiales; Aspergillaceae. Gene Ontology annotation, molecular function: serine-type carboxypeptidase activity. The record is from RefSeq and is a predicted model, not a curated record. The transcript has 2 exons. Gene Ontology annotation, biological process: proteolysis; apoptotic process.